Paramecium primaurelia is the source of this 1074-nucleotide messenger RNA. The record is from the annotation of a GenBank genome assembly. Lineage: Eukaryota; Ciliophora; Oligohymenophorea; Peniculida; Parameciidae.
AUGGAAUUAAAAAAUAGAAUGAUGAAUGCUAUAGUUAUGUGGAAAUAUGAGUUUUAUAAUGAAGAAGUGUAAAAUAACCAAGUAGAAAAAUAAAAUCAAUCAAUUCAGGGAUAGUAUGAUAAUUUUGAUGAUUUGUUUCACAUAUUUGAUUUUGGAUUGUCUCAUGAUCUUUAAUAUUUAGCCAUUUUUGAAGACAAAAUCAGAAAAAAGAAUAAUACAUCAAGGAGAUUCAAAGGGAAUUAAAAAAGUGAUUUAAGAAUAAAAUUAUACGAAGUAAAAUCAAACAAAGUUAUUUUUGAAAGUAGUUUAUUAUGCAGAGGAUUUCUUAAUAUAAAUUUUCAUUUUUCUAAAGAUUCAAAAUUUUUAAUUUGUUAAGGGUAUUCGGAUGGUUAUUUAAUAAUAGAUAUUUAAUAGAAGAAAGAAUUUCUCUUUAAUAAUUUAGAAGAAACAUGUUUUAUUUUUUAGAUGGAUACAAUCAAUAGUUAUUAUAUAAAUAAAAAUAAUAAAAUAUUUCAUAUCAAUGUAGAAUAGAUCAAUUUGCAAUAGGAAAAAGAAAUAUAUCUUAAAUUCAAUUUUAAAUUCAUCCUAUAUUUCAAAUCAUUUUUAAUGAAAUUUGCCUUAAUAAGUACAGAGUUAUUCCAAUAUAUAAUUUAUCUUGAAAAUUGCAAAGUUAUUAAAUAAAGAAAAAAAUAAACUGAUGUUAGAAAAUAAUUAAUCAUUUUUAAAAAUUGUCUGAUUAUUGAAUAAGAAGAUAUUUAUGAAACAGAAUAUUCUGUUAGAUUAUUAAAUAGUGGAAAAUUAUUAAGAAGAAUAAAGAAUCUUGUUGGAAAUUCAGGUAAUAUAUCGUAAGAUGAUUAUGGAGUUUAUAAAAAUUCAUUUUUAAGUAUUGAAGAUAAUAAUCUUUAAUAAAUUAAAAUAUUCGACUUUUUAAGAGGAAAUUCGAAAUAAAUAUCUUAUAUAAUUAAUUCAUAACAUAAAGAUUUAUAUUAAAUCUCCAAAUAAUACAAUUAAUCUAUAUUCACUAUGAUAAUGAGUGGAUUAUAUACUUAAAUAACAUCCUAUGUUUUAAGAUGA